This is a messenger RNA of Papaver somniferum (opium poppy), 870 nucleotides long. Its product is annotated as putative F-box protein At1g55070. The record is from RefSeq and is a predicted model, not a curated record. The coding region runs from base 1 to 870 and encodes 289 amino acids. NCBI's taxonomy places the organism in Eukaryota, Viridiplantae, Streptophyta, Magnoliopsida, Ranunculales, Papaveraceae. The transcript has 3 exons. Gene Ontology annotation, molecular function: protein binding.
AUGGAGAAUUUACCUUUAGAAAUCACAGUAAAAAUACUUUCUGGCUUGCCUACGGACUCGCAAUUACAGUGCAGAGAAGUAUGCACCACUUGGCGAAGUUUCUUACCUAAGCCCAAGAAGGGAUUACUUUACAAGGUUUUACACCCCAAUGCAGCUAAAUUUGAAGCAGAAUUCUUCUUUUCGGAACAGAAUAAUAGUUAUGAACAAGGAAGCUGUCUCGGAACACUUACAAAGUUAGAUCACAGUUUAAUCAUGCCAACAUCACCCGCCUACAAAAGUUUCAUGGUUGGUUCUUGUAAGGGUUUAGUUUGUUAUGCAAGUUCAGUAACACGUGAAAGAAUAAUAUAUAUUAGCAAUCCUGUCACCGGAGAGGAAAUUCAAUUUCCGGCUAUUUGUGGCGGUAAUGCUUACUCAGAACGGGCAAUUGGAUUCGGUUACAGCCUUUUAAGCAACAAAUACAAGGUGUAUACCCUUGAGGGUGAUGCUGUGUGGAGAAGCAGACGUAGAACAUCUGAAAAACAAAGUUUGUCCAACUUGAGUGCAGCUUCACCAUCAGCUGGUGUUUUUGCAUGCGGAACUCUUUACUGGAUGGAUGAGAAGAGUAUAAAACCAAAGACUGUAGUUUUUGAUUUGGAAGAUGAGACGUUUGAUUUGAUCCCAUCAAUACAUAGAAUUGGGAGGGAAAUUGUGUGUUCUAGAAAUAGUUCCAAAUUGCUAGAUGAGACUUUGAAGAAACUCAUGGAUGAUUGUACGCCUUCGGCAUAUACCACCACUCGAGCAACUCCUUACGUGAAUAGCAUUGUUUCGUUGAAAGCGAUUAUGGAGGAAAGAUGCGGAAAGAACAGAAAAGUUCUCGAGGAAAUAGAAUAA